ACAUCUCUAGUGCACAUACAAAAAUUAUUCCGCACAUGGAUGGAAAAGAUUGCUCAGGGGUUAGAUAUAGGAAACUGAUGGGCUGCAUGCAGCCGGUGGACGGCAGAUUUCCCACCACUGUUUAGCCUAACAGUAAAUGUAACUUACGUUCCUCUUGCUUCUAACUUGCAUUCUUACAACUUCUUAAAGCGUCUUCCUCCUGCCCCCAUAGACCUGUUAUAAGUACGAAACUCCUGAUAAGGUGGGUUCCAGCCCCUAACAGCAACAGCUGGAACUCUCUCAGACGCUAGUGCCAGUUAUCUACAUUUUCAACAAUUAAAAGAUUUGGCUGCAACCAGGUGUGUGUGUGGUCUCUGCUGGCACACGUGACAACCGGGUGGGGGUUGUGCAGAACUGCGUGGGCUUGUGUCAGCAGCGGUCCUCCUGUACUCUAUAUAUAGGCAGACAUGCUUGGACAGGCUUGUCCAACACGCGUCAUGGGUCACUGGGAGGUUCUGUGCUUUGCCCUAGCCUGCUACCUUGGCGUAGCAAGGGCUACCACACUGGGUGUGGUGCACACCGAAGGAGGUUUUGUCGAGGGUAUCAGUGAGAGACUGGGACUCUUCGGGAACUACAUCGAUAUCUUCAAAGGAAUCCCUUUUGCUGCUCCUCCAAAGAAUUUUGAAGACCCCAAACCACAUCCUGGCUGGUCUGGUACGCUGAAGGCCAAGGAGUACAAACACCGUUGCCUGCAGGUCACGCUCACCCAAAUCGGGACUCGUGGGAGUGAGGACUGUCUUUAUCUGAACAUCUGGGUCCCUCAAGAUAAGAAGGGAGUGUCCACCAAUCUGCCAGUGAUGGUCUGGAUCUAUGGAGGCGGAUUCCUGGUUGGAGGUGGACAAGGCGCGAACUUCCUGAACAACUACCUCUACGAUGGCCAGGAGAUCGCGGUGCGAGGAAAGGUCAUCGUGGUGACCUUGAACUACCGGGUGGGACCACUGGGCUUCCUCAGCACGGGUGACUCCAGUAUUCCAGGUAACUACGGGCUGAAGGACCAGCACAUGGCCAUCGCUUGGGUGAAGAGAAACAUCAAGGUCUUUGGGGGCGACCCAGAAAACAUCACCAUCUUUGGGGAGUCUGCUGGCGCUGUCAGCGUCUCGUUACAGAUGCUGGCGCCAUCCAACAAGGGGCUGUUCAAACGAGCCAUCAGCCAAAGCGGCGUUGCUCUGUGCAGCUGGGCUAUCCAGGAGAAUCCCCUCGCCUUGGCUACCAAGGUUGCAGCGAAGGUGGGCUGCCCUACGGACAACACCACAGCCAUGGGCAACUGCCUGCGUGUCACCGACCCCCAGGCUGUGACGCUAGCCUACCACCUGGACAUGAUCAACCUGCCCUACCCUCUAGUCCAUUACCUGGCCUUCACUCCUGUGGUGGACGGAGAUUUCCUUCCAGACCAGCCUGAGAAGCUCUUUGCUAACGCUGCAGACAUUGAUUACAUUGCGGGCACGAAUAACAUGGACGGGCACUUCUUCGCUUCCAUUGACAUGCCUGCUCUCAACCGCCCGCUCGUGAAGAUCACUGCGGAGGAAGUCUAUAACAUAGUGCGGGGGCUGACUCUGGAGAAGGGUGUGGAAGGAGCAAAUGCCACUUUCGCCCUAUACACCCAGAUGUGGAACAACAAUCCUGACCAGGAGGUCAUGAAAAGGACGGUGGUGGACUUGGAAACUGAUUACAUCUUCCUGAUUCCCACGCAGAAUACACUCGCACUGCAUAAAGCGAAUGCUCGGAACGCCAAGACUUACAGCUACCUGUUCUCCCAGCCUUCUCGCAUGCCUGUGUACCCCAGCUGGGUCGGAGCAGACCAUGCCGACGACCUUCAAUAUGUCUUUGGGAAACCCUUCGCUACCCCGCUAGGCUACUUCCCUAAGCACAGAACUGUCUCGGCUGCCAUGAUUGCUUAUUGGACCAACUUUGCUCGAACGGGCGACCCCAACAAAGGGGAAUUAUCUGUGCCCAUCGGCUGGGUGCCCUACACGCAGGAGCAGGGCUACUACCUCGAAAUCAACAGCGACAUCAACUAUGAUUCAGCAAAGGAAGGGCUGAGAACCCCCUACGUGAAAUUCUGGAGUACAACCUACCAGAAACUGCCUACUGUUCCUCUCACUGGCCUGGAUGGGAGCCAGGCCAACAAAACGACCAACUAAUUCUGUUCAACCAACCAACCAACCACAAAACUGGCCAAGUUCUGAUUAAAUUCUUGUUUCUCACCGCAACUCCUGCCCUCUUCCAGUCUCCUUGCAGCAGAAUUUUCCCUAAGAACAGUGGGAGAGAGUGUGAUUAAAUUUACGGGGUGUUUUCUGUCCUGUGAAAAAUAUACCUGGUGGUGCUUGAUGCAUGGAGCUGUUAUACCCGCAACAUGUUCUUGCCUAAUAUAUUCUCUUCACGUAACAGUCAAACUUUG
Pelodiscus sinensis (Chinese soft-shelled turtle) is the source of this 2437-nucleotide messenger RNA. It is a transcript of the gene CEL, whose product is annotated as carboxyl ester lipase. NCBI's taxonomy places the organism in Eukaryota, Metazoa, Chordata, Testudines, Trionychidae. The record is from RefSeq and is a predicted model, not a curated record.